This is a messenger RNA of Ilex paraguariensis (yerba mate), 2436 nucleotides long. NCBI's taxonomy places the organism in Eukaryota, Viridiplantae, Streptophyta, Magnoliopsida, Aquifoliales, Aquifoliaceae. The record is from the annotation of a GenBank genome assembly.
CUAUGCAAAAUUUUCUAAAAAUUUGGAGUAGAGAUGGCUAAGCAUCUGUGGAAAGAGUCAAUGAAGUCCUUUACGAGUCAUCUUGAUCCUGAAAAAGAUGAUCAACUGAAAUGGAUAAAAAUAGAAAUCGAAAAUAAAGUCAGAAGGAGCUUGACGCUUAUCAAGAGUGUAAACCAAGGGAAUAGAGAUGGGAACUCCAAGAAAAAGUCAGAACUCAUUCAACUCGUUGAGGAUUUCCACAAAGAGUACCAAUCACUUUAUGCUCUUUAUGAGAAUCUGAAGGGAGAGGUAAGAAAAAAGGUUCAUAGCAGAGAAGAGGACUCUUCUUCAUCUUUUUCUACCGCCAGUUCAGAUUCAGAAUCCUUCUAUUCCCCAGAUGAAGUAGGCAGUAAAAACAGUGAAUCAAAAGAUGAGCUGCAGAAGGUGAAAUAUAGCUAUAAUCAGAAACUUGAAACUUCAGAUUCAGAAGACGCUGUCCUGAAAGAUAAAUUGACCUCAUCAAGUGUAGUAAAGGAAACCUUAAAUUUGGGAUCUGUGUCAUCCUUGGGCCGAGUACAAGAAUCAGGAGAAAUCAUCAAAGACCUAAGGAUUGAUGCCGAGGAAACAGACAACACAAGACAAAAGUUCAUCGUUGAAUCUGCCUGGUUAACAGAUAAAUUGAAUGAAAAAGAGGAAAUAUUGUCGUCUCUCACCAAGAAUGAGGCUAAAGCAUCAGUUCAGAUAAAGGAGUUAGAGAUCGAGGUAGCUAGUUUGAAGGUUCAGCUUGAAACAUUGUGCACACAGAAAAGGGAACUUGAAGAGCAAAUUGUCUGCAAGGCAACUGAAGCUAAACAACAAUUAGAAGAGAAUUUAGGACUGCAAACUCAGAUUGCAGAACUUGAAAAUACAUCUAGAGGGAAAGAAGAUGAACUUUCUGCCCUUCUGACAAAAUUUGAGGAAAAUGAGAAGCAUUCAAUGUCUACCAUUCAAAGCUUGAUGGUACAGGCCAAAAAUCUGCAAUUGGAGGUGGAUUCAUUAUGUGCCAGCAAAUGUGAAUUGGAAGAACGGUUAUUAAGUGAAACCAAAAAAGGAUCAGCUCAAGAUAAGUGCUUAAGGGACCAGGUUAAUGAUCUGCAACAGGAACUGGAGUCCCUAAGCAGACAGAAAUCUGAGUUGGAAUUGCAACUCAAAACUAAAUCUCAAGAAGUGUUAGAGUGCGUCUGUGAGGCAAAAAAUUUGAAAGAGAAACUAGCAAGAAAGUCGGUGGAUGAACAGGAAACACUAGAAGAGAAGGAGGGUUUCAGAAUGCAGGUAAAAGACUUGGAAUCGGAGGUGACUUCUCUAUGUGGCCAGCAAAGUGACUUGGAAGAGCAGAUGCUAAUUAUAAACCACAAUGUCGAUCAGUCAAGAGUGGAAAAGGAGGCGCUGCAUGCAACAAUUUCAGAGUUAGAGAGAACAUUAGUGGGGAGGACAGAUGAGGUUGCUGCUCUCCAAAAGAAAAUUAAUGUUCAUGAGGAUGACAUGUCCCCUCAGAUAAUAUCCUUAAUUGCUCAGGCGAACUCUCUGCAGCAGGAAGUGGAUUUACUGCAGUCUGAGAAAAGCCAAUUGCAGUUACAGCUUGAGAGACAGCAAAAAGAGUCUUCACAAAGCCUGACUAGAAUUGAAAAACAAAAAAUCAAGUCAACAAACAAAAUUGCAGAUCAGCACAGUAUUGCGAAAGAGAUCGAGGGCGUUACAGACAAGUUAAAUCAAGAACACAGGCAAACUAAAGGUAAGUUCAUUGAUUCUAAGUCGACUCUGCAAAUUGCAGAAAAGAAGAUGGAAGAUAUGGCAGAAGACUUCCGCAAGAAAUUUGAAGAUAAUCUCCGUAUAUUGAGCAGGAGAAUUCGGGUAGCAGAACAAUUACAUGCUGAGAACAAAGAUUGGUACAGGAAGACAAAAGAGAAUUAUGAGCAAGAAUACAGAGACCUCAAGGAAAGGUUGACAGCCAAUGAAAUUGCAGUCCGGAAAAUUAAGGAUAUCUCACUGACAGCCAACGAAAUGCUGACUGCAUUGGACACAGUGGCCUUGAAAUUCGAGGAGUGCAGUGCCAACUUCCCCAACCGAAUUUCCAAAGUGUUUUGUGAAGUGAUGUUUGCAAAGGAUUGGGUCACGAGGAAAAACCAAGAGAUAAAACAUGUGAAGGAAGAUUCUGAUUGUCUGCUUGUGCAGUUGGAUGAUAAGGAAGCAGAGAUAUUGGUAUUCAGAGAGAAGGUUUGGAAGUUAGAAUACAAGGUGAGAGAACUGGAGAAGAUGGCGAAAGAGAAAGACGAGGUGAUGUUGGGUCUUAAGGAGGAAAAGAGGGAGGCAAUAAGGCAGUUAUGCGUGUGGAUUGAUUACCACCGCAGUCGCUCUGAUUUCUACAAGAAGAUGAUAACUGAGAUGAAUGCCAGAACUAGAAGCCAGAGGACACCUUAG